Molecule: messenger RNA, 2158 nt
Organism: Cryptotermes secundus
Lineage: Eukaryota; Metazoa; Arthropoda; Insecta; Blattodea; Kalotermitidae
Gene: Dnai2
Product: dynein intermediate chain 3, ciliary
Exons: 9
Coding region: 69-1961 (630 amino acids)
Biological process (GO): cilium movement; outer dynein arm assembly
Cellular component (GO): outer dynein arm
Molecular function (GO): dynein light chain binding; dynein heavy chain binding
Source: RefSeq, a predicted model, not a curated record
UACGCACUGCUUAAAAAUGGACUGACAGACAACGUUUUCGUUUUAGAUGUUGAUCAUUGAAGUUAAUUAUGGAUGUACAGUAUGUUUAUACGAAGAAGAGAUCGGAGUUCGGGCGUCCCUGCUUCUUUGUAGACGAGGGCCCGAAAUUAAUGGAAAAUAUAAUGCCUAACAGAGAGUUCCAUAAUGGAUAUAUAUUUAAGAAUCCCGUUAACCGAAGCACUCAGUGCAGCAGCGUCCUUGCAGAACAUGAGGUAAACACAAUAAGGGCUCAGUAUGAUCAACGUGGAAUGAAUCACACUGAAGGGGGGUGGCCACGUGAAGUUAACCCAACAGAUGAGGAACAGACACUGAGGUUUAAGAAGAAGAUUGAAAAAGAUGAGAUGUAUGUUCAUACUGUGUUACAGCUUACACAUGCAAUGGAACACUGUAUACUGCAAAACAAUGCCAUUAAUAUUUAUGAAGAAUAUUUUGAAGAUGUUGAAUCAGCUACACUUAUGGAACGAUGUUCAGCUCGUACACUGAAUGUUUAUCGAGAUCCAAAUAAAGUGAAGAGGCCUGUCACUCAUCUGUCAUGGUCUCCUGAUGGUGGAACUCGGCUGGCAGUAUCACAUUGCAACUUAGAAUUCCAACGAAGAUCACCUGAUCUGUCCACAUUCUCCUAUAUAUGGGAAGUAGAAAAUCCAAAUAAGCCUCAGCUAAUAUUGAAGCCUUCAGUGCCUAUAGUCUGCCUGGAAUAUAACCCUAAAGAUGUGAACUGCUUAGUCAGUGGUAUGUUCAGUGGGCAGGUAGCAUUCUGGGAUGUAAGAAAAGGCUCAACACCUGUGGAUAUGAGCAUUUUAGAGCCUAGUCACAGAGAUCCUGUAUACAGUGUUUUAUGGAUAAAUUCCAAGUCAGGAACUGAGUUUUUCUCAUCAUCUACUGAUGGACAGGUUAAAUGGUGGGAUACAAGGAAGCUGAAUGAACCAAGUGAAACACUAAUACUUGACAUAGUCAAAGGUGAAGAGCAAAUUCUAAGUCGAGCCCUUGGAGCUUCGUGUCUUGAAUAUGAAGGGACAAUUCCAACACGAUUUAUGGUCGGUACAGAGAAUGGGUGUGUAAUUAGUUGUAACCGUAAAGGCAAAACUCCUGCUGAAAAAAUUGUGUCCAAGUAUACUGCACAUGUUGGGCCUGUAUAUGCCCUUCAGAGAAAUCCAUCUUUUGUUAAGAAUUUUCUUACUAUUGGAGACUGGAUGGCACGCAUUUGGUCAGAAGACUGCAAGGAGUCAUCAAUAAUGUGGACAUGCAAUCAUCAAGCUCAACUUACAGAUGGCGCAUGGAGUCCAACAAGAUCUUCUGUGUUCUUUACUACAAGAAUGGAUGGUUCACUUGAUGCUUGGGAUAUUCUGCGGAAUCAAAAGGAAGCAGUGAUCAGUGUAAAGGUUUGUGAUUAUCAAUUGAGUAACCUCAGAGUACAUGACCAGGGUCAGUUAGUUGCAGUUGGUAACAAUAUGGGGACUUCAUACCUUGCGGAGUUCUCUGAAAAUCUUGCUGCAACACAACGCAAUGACAAAGUGCUGUUAACUGCUAUGUUGGAUCGCGAAGGUCGCCGCGAAAAGAUUCUUGAAGCAAGAAAUCGAGAAAUAAGACUGCGUCAAAGAACAAAGAUUGCUGACAACUCACACCGAGAUAUUUUAGAAAGAGAAACGUUGAAUAAACCAUCCUUAAUUUCAGAUCCAGCAGUCCAGAAUGCCGAGAAAGAAUUCUUCACUGUUAUUGAAAUGGAACUGGCUGCUCUGAAGGCUGAAACAGAAGCAUCAGAACAAGAUGAAGAAUAUGGAAUUAAGCCUGAAGUAGCAAGUUCGGAAGAAACUGGGAGGAAAAAGAACAGAUUUUUGAAAGAUGAAUUUGAAGGUGCAAAUUUUGAAGAGGAAGACUGUGACGAGGAUCAAGAUGUAGAAGGCGACGACUUUAAACAACAGUGAAAUUCAAUUUUAGUGAAUCUCUCUUCUUUGAUUCAGAGUUGUUCUGUCCAUGAAAGAAUACUGAUCGAGAAGAAAUGCUAAAUUGUAUCUAACAAAAUUUUACAGCAUCCAGGGAUUUGUUGACUAUAAUACUACAUUAGUUAGUUAGUUAGUUAGUUAGAGAGGGUGGGUUUCCCCAUGCACCGCAACCAGUUUGA